GUUUACCAAAACUUUUGAGGCCACAUGACGGCGUAACGGCCGUCUACACAGUCAGAAGGCAGUAGAACGAAGUAGAUAACCGUAAAGAAGGCUUUCAUAAUUGUUCCGCAAGAAGUUAUCGCACGCAGUUCUACAACCGUUAUCAGUAAUAAAAAAAAAAUUGGUUUUAGUGUUGGCUAUAAAAGUGAAAGUAUCCCACUGUUUCACAACAAUUUAGUUUGAGCUUCAAGACGGAAAUGAACACAACGGUUAAGUGGAACAGAAUGUAUAAACUUGUAACGGUAUUUUUGAGCGUGAUAACGCUCUUGUCGACUUGUGAAGCGCGUGGCAUUGACUUAACACCCAAGAACAGCAACGAAAUCAAAAUUGUAGGUCGUGUUGUUGGCGGCGAUGAGGUGACGAAGGGCGCCCUACCCCACCAGGUGGCCAUAUAUAACACUUUCGGUGAAUUUGUAUGUGGCGGUGCCAUUGUAGCGCCCGAAUGGAUCCUAACAGCUGGACAUUGCAUGGAUUGGCCUAAGAAAUAUUUGAAGAUCGCUACUGGCACCGCACAAUGGGAACAUCCCGGCGCCGAGUACACCGCUGAAGAUGUCAAAAUACACUGCCUCUACAACACACCGAUGUAUCACAAUGACAUUGCGCUCAUUCGACUCAACAAAGCGAUUGUCUAUGACAGCUACACGGCGCCCAUUGAAUUGGCGACCAGCAACACAUUGCAGACCGGUGACGAUUUGGUGCUUAGCGGCUGGGGCGCCAUACGUUCCUGGGGUAAUGCGGUUAGCACGCUGAAGAAAGUCGAUUUGAAAUAUCUCGAUCAUGCUACUUGUGAGAGUUCGGUGCGUAAUGCAAAAUUCCUUGGCGAUGGCCACAUUUGCACAUCCACGAAGGAUGGCAAAGGCGCUUGCAGCUACGACUCUGGCGGUCCGUUGGUCGAUUCCAAUGAACUGUUAGUUGGUGUUGUAAAUGGUGGCGAGCCAUGUGCUUUGGGUUUUCCGGAUACAUUUGCCAGUGUUGCCUACUACCAUGAUUGGAUCACCAAUACCAUGGCGGGCAGUGAUGAUUGCUGAGUGUGUUGGCAGGUGUGAGCUGUGAUUACUGACUGCAGCAGGGAGGUUUAGUAACAGGAGCGACAGUGCCAUUCGCGAACAAAUAAAUUUUAAGUUAUAAUAGUUACAUUUUUACAUUUUCAUUUACAUAACUUUUCUUACAAAUCCUCAGUGGGGCGCUCAAAAUAACGAACACAAGUAAUUUAAUUUUUUUCAAAGACACAAUUUGUUAUUAUAUUUUUUAUAUGUAUCAGAUAAAUGAAGAAAAAUUUUACAAAUUUCAAGAAAAAAAGUUAUUAUUUUUGUGUAAUCAAGUGUUCAUUUUCCAAAGUACAAAAUACAAUACAAAGUAUCUAUUGUACAAAGUAAAUGUCCGCGGUCAUGGCACAGUCACUGGAUUAACGAUUACGAAUGUUUUUAAAUAUCACAUUCCGACUAGAAACUAUACCCCGCUUAACCGCUUUGGUAAAUUUUUAAUUUGCAUACCUACAAUGGAUGGCCGUAUUUGAGAUCGUGGGCUCGAAACU
Ceratitis capitata (Mediterranean fruit fly) is the source of this 1573-nucleotide messenger RNA. Its product is annotated as chymotrypsin-2. The transcript has a single exon. Gene Ontology annotation, molecular function: serine-type endopeptidase activity. Gene Ontology annotation, biological process: proteolysis. The record is from RefSeq and is a predicted model, not a curated record. Lineage: Eukaryota; Metazoa; Arthropoda; Insecta; Diptera; Tephritidae. Bases 237 to 1067 code for a protein of 276 amino acids.